This is a messenger RNA of Lindgomyces ingoldianus, 1014 nucleotides long. RefSeq lists its product as uncharacterized. The record is from RefSeq and is a predicted model, not a curated record. Bases 1 to 1014 code for a protein of 337 amino acids. The transcript has 10 exons. NCBI's taxonomy places the organism in Eukaryota, Fungi, Ascomycota, Dothideomycetes, Pleosporales, Lindgomycetaceae.
AUGGCCGAGGGAAAACAAUUCAAUCACAUGAAUACCUUCCUCUCGAUUACUAUCCUAUUGAUCUUUGAGUUUGAGUUUUUAUCAGCUAAGCUGCUGUGGAUAGAAUGUGGGGUGGCCAUGUUAGUGAGGAGGGAAAAGGGGGCUGAGCAGAGGGAACAAAAAAAAAAGCAUUCGAGGAUUGAGGGCGUUGGACGAAACAUAACGCAAUCGCGUACGGACAAGAGGCAAUGGAAUGGGGUGCGCGGCGGGUUUGUUGCGGGCAACGGAUACAACAAUAAAGAUGGUGUCCUUUUCCUCGAGGCUGCUAUACAAAUUAGAAAGAAUAUACCAUCAUUAGGUCAUCCUAGAAUAGCAGAGAUAUGCAGCCGCGACUAUAAGAGCGUUGAUUACACGAAUAUAGCGCCUCUCUGUUGGCCAAUUUUUGGAAUACAACGGGGUAGUCACGCUCCAAUUCUAAGUGAUACGAUAUCAGCGGGAUACAGCUAUGUCAUUCCUAGUUACCCGAUGGCGAAGGAAGUCUCGGACGUCUUGGUGGGUGGCUUGUGCGGACAGACUUUUUUCGUGACACCACGUCAUAUCCACCUACACUCCUUUGACUUGCUGCUGCCUAACCACGCCACCUGCUGCAGCCUAGAGCUAUUGGUGGCCUUAAGUCACAUAUUGGCAAUCAAUCCAGUUCCUCAUGCCUCUGGUGCUCCUCCUAGCUUCAUAUCAUAUCUGAAAGCCGUUUCGAAGCUACACCCACCUCCAAUCUCUGGGCCAACCGAUAAAAGUGCAAUCUGUACGCCUUUAACUCUCGUGGACGGGGAUGUUGGGAGUGAGACUUCGGACGCUAUCCAGUUCCUCGCCUUGGAAAAGGCCCAAGUCAUCAACCGGGCAUCAGGCGCGAUACGGAACACAGUUACCAGUUCAUCUCAUCUCGGUCGUAACACAAAAUCGCCUCUGAGUCCCUCUGUUCGUUCUCUGGAAAAAUGCCUCCUCACUAUCUCGCGCAUGGAGACGAAACGUUCUUGA